Strongylocentrotus purpuratus (purple sea urchin) is the source of this 1459-nucleotide messenger RNA. RefSeq lists its product as uncharacterized. Bases 28 to 1224 code for a protein of 398 amino acids. NCBI's taxonomy places the organism in Eukaryota, Metazoa, Echinodermata, Echinoidea, Camarodonta, Strongylocentrotidae. The record is from RefSeq and is a predicted model, not a curated record. The transcript has 10 exons.
GCUCGCCAUGUCGACUCGAUAUUUGAGAUGCUGAAAGAACUCGACGUCGUUAAUACGAGAGAGGAAGCAGAGGAAAGAUGUUUCUUUUACUCUGGGAGAGAGGCUCUUGACUUGGCUCUUGGUGAGGAAGGAUUCUUGGUCAGGGGAUGGGAAGAGAGAUUCAAGACGUUCCAGAAUUUCAUCUCCAAAAUUGAGGAGAGGGCGACAUCAGCGGGGAUAACGACCAAACUAAAUCUGAACCGUGACACAUGCCAAGAAGUCCUACAUCAGUGCAUCGGAAGUCUGUCAGCACUGGAGAAACGCAUGCAAAACAAGACGUCUGAUUUCAAGAAUGAUAUUGAGUCCAUAAGGAGCAAAUUAAAAUCAUACGAUGAGAAAAUGGCUGAAUUUGUGAAGGAAAGUAAAGACCUGAGAACGAAAGCUCUGGUAACAAUUGACGAAUCGAUAUCUCGUUGCAUGGCUGAAGUUAGCGACAAGAUGUCUCAAACUUUGAGAAUAAAUUCAGACAAUGACGGAUUCGAGGAAGAUCAGGUCCAUCAGUAUGCUGAGAGAGCAAUCUUAAUCUGGUAUCGAAAGAUAUUAGAUGAGCUUCAGCGAGCUACGGAUAAAGUAUGUGAGGAUUAUUCGUUCUAUGUGCUAGCAUCCUAUGAGAAGCACAUGUCAAUGUUCCCCCAGGACACUCCCAGGGCCUAUCUGCUUGAUAACCAAGACGAACAAGAACAGCCCAAUUCCAUCCCUGGAUCACCGAUUCCCAGAGCCGCGGUGCAGAGGGUGCUAUCUGGUAUUAACGUUCGCCCCGUUUGGGCUUCCUUCGCCUCCACUCGUCGACGACUCUCCUCAGUCGAAACUGACGCAGAACGUAAUGCCCUAAUACGCGGAAUGGCUGCUGCUACAGGAGUUUUCUUCAUGCAUGUUCGGCAGUGGAUCAGGGUUUCUGUGGAGCAGAAGUUAGAGAGGCUGACAACCAAAGAGAAAGACUUCCUGAUCUGUCCUCCUAUCAGAGUAAAAUGCCGCGAAGCAGUAGAGAUAUUCUGCGACAACGCUGAUGGGUACUACAGAGAGACUUGUAUUCGUGAAGUGCAGGAAGUUCUCCAAACACAGAAGGCGAAGUUGGAGGAGAAGCAUUCCCAAAUGAUACAACUUUCCACAGAUUUCGUCAAUCUUAGGGCUGAGGCAGACCAGAUCAAAUGCAAAGACAACAGCGAUGAUCACAUGACCGAAUAGUCAGAUGAAUCAGUGACACCCAUUGUAACAAUGUAAUUUAAAAAAUCUUGUUAUACAAGACAUGACAGAGGUAAAUUUGUUCCAGACCACCUGAGUCGGGCUUCUGAAUUCAGAGACACAAGCAAAAGACAAAUCACUAUAUGUCCAUAUAUAGUAUUUAUAUGUGGUAUGAAGGAAUAAAAUAUGAACUAAAGUCACACAUGUUAAAGCUGAACUGACAUACAUAUAAGCUUGA